GGCAGCUAGCAGAAACUCGAGAAGAUGCUAUUUCCCGGACGAGGAUGAUGGCACUUCAUCGAAGGAAAGCGUGGCAGGAGCACGCUUCUCCUGCUGGUGCGACCGCAGCGAGGGCCCAGAACGGUGAGCAAUACGAGGAUAGAAGUGCUGAUCGUGUACUGCCGAGUACUACAUCACGGGUUGCAUCUAGUAAUACGCCCGAUCGGACGAGUGCGGCCUCCAGUUCCAGUUCCAGUUUUUCAACAAGCUCAUCUAGUACUAGCAGAGGCAGCUCGUCGGUGGAAGAAGCCACAAAUGCAGCGCCGGCACCAGAGGGAGCUCGACCCAGAGGACUGCCAGUAUUUCUCAUGCGGCCAAACUAUGGAAAAGUCCUGCAAGUGGACGGGCUGCAGUUUCAGAUCAGCGUAAAAAGGGAUGUCGAACGAAGAGGUAGCCCGCAGGUUGGUGAAGAACCCAGUGCCAGGUGCAGCGGCCACGGUCGAAAAAUUGGGACAGCAGCACCACCGGAAGGAGAUCCUCCUCGUUGUGGCCGCAUUUUUGCGCAAACAGGAGCUCCAACUUCAUGCAGCCUUUUGAAUCAUGAAAGGUCCGCGCCAGGAGGCUGUGGGCGACCACAAAGUUGUGCAGCAAGAGAUGAAACAGGAGAAGCUGCAUCUGCCCCAUCUUCCUGUUUCUCCGGCCUGUUCGAAGCCAGCAAGCGCACGCUGGCGUCAUGGUCAUCACCGACUUCUUCUUGCGCGGGCAGCGCUUUGGAUGCGGACCUACUUCGUGAUGUCCUCGGGAAAAAGCGGGGGCGCACAGAACAGGACCACGGUAAGAACGACUGCGGUCGUCGGUGUGAGGCACCAGCUACCUCAGCAACACGUUGUGCUGGAGCCGCGUGGAGGUCAUGGCCUCAACAAGGACGUGGACAAGAAAUGAAGCCCUCGUACAACACCGCCGAGAGGCCCUCCUCGUCUGUCGGUGAGCGAAAAGUCGUAGUGACCGGGAACUUUUUGUCCUACCACGAGGAGAAACGUGCGGGGGAAAAUUGUCCACGACAAGAGUGGGAACCACAACCAAAAGGUGGCCGUCGUGAUGAUGGAGAAGUAGAAGGAUCUCGUCUUUUCAUCACGGAGUCUAUCGACCUCGCGAUUCCUGCGAGUUUCGUGGAAAAAAAGCUUCUGCUUCCGACCAGAAAAGCCCAUAGUACAACGGCCCCGCCCGCACGAGGACCGGGUGUAAUCCAAGAUGCGACGAAGAAUUGUAGUUCUACCCCUUGUUCGCCUAUUGUCGCGACUUUCCUGUUCGAUGUUUUCCUUGUGCGCGGCCGCGUGGUGUUUGCGCUGGCGGAACAAAACGAAAAUGGAACUACAAAUGUUGACGCAACUACAACCCUCGAGCCCCUGUUGAUUCAAGACCCGAAGAGGCAGUUGAAAGCCAUCACGCACGCGACCUUCCAGCACGCCAAGCAUCGACUCAGCCACGCCGGUUUCUUUUACGGCGCGCCCGCGCUGGUCGCUUCCCUCGGGGCGAUCGCUAGUGCGGUGGCGAUGCUGUACGGGCCAUCUUUGUUGCUGCACAACAUGACUUUGACCCUCGGCUGCGUCACCGGGUGCAUUUGGGGUGCCCAGGCGACGUUCGAUAUGUUGGCGGCAAAGCGGGCCCAGGACGAGAGAAUUUUGGAGAAAGACUGGCAAUUACUCAAGUUCCUGGCGAAAGAUUGGGUGGUCUUCGCCUCCCUGAUGGCGCAAGCGCAGUGGCACGGGGGAAGCUGGAAUCCGCGGAUUGCCCACCGGACGGCUGCGAACGCAGAAUGCCUUAUCAAAGAGAUUGAAGCGCGAAUUCAAUCCGGGCAAUUCAAACUGAACUCAUGGCCCGCGGCGGCCCAACAAACGCGAGCACCUCGUGGGGUUUGUCGGGGAGCUGCUCCCUCAACAUCGGCAAAUGGACCACCAGCUUCGUCGCACGGAGGCUUGCAGCCGCGCGCGCACAGUAUAAUUCGUCACAGUCUCCUGGCGAGAGGUGAGGAUCGCGGUCAAGAUCAUGAACAUGCUCAGGGAAGGAACGCCAGGAAAUCCGCCCAGUCCUCUGUAGCCCCUUGUAAAGGCAAGAUCGUCGGGCAUUUGCUUUCUGAGGAAACGAGCACCAAAGCGAUGCUCCUUGUCAUGCAGCUAAACAAACGGAGUGCAGAAUCGGUUCUGCGCCAGAAAAAGAAUAAAAAGACGCACCGGGCUGAGCGGCCAGACCAAUCGCUAUCUUCGUCCGACGCGGAUUUAGUAGUUCAACGCCGCUCUUUAGUGCCAUCACCAUGCUGUGGAACGGCGACAGCCGCCGAAAGAAGUGCUACUUGUCUUCCGGGAGACGAAGAACCACAUCACGCACAAGGCCAGCAGAGCUUGGGCCAGCUGUGCCAGAGCCAGUGUAGUCAGCUGUCUGCCGCUGGGAGCAGCCAAGAAGCGACGCAACCGGGUGGACAACUCAGCGGGCGGGUGGAGCCGCAGGACGACAGGAGAAGAAACUUGCACCAUGACACGACCGACAACUUCGAAAAGCCAAACCGCAUCUGUUUCGAUGAGAAGAUGAUCCCGUGUAACACGACGAACGCUGCAGGUGCUCCUGGGACGAGCGCAACGAGGUACUACAGCUGCACUACGGACAAGUACGAGCACAACUCGUCGAGUAGUACUUCUAGAAGUUGGGCCCCACCUUCUGCUUCGUCAUUCAUUUCCUGCUUCAGUUGCGACAUUUGCGGCGAGACCGCUGUGGGACUCGGUGCCAAGCCUGUGGCUUGCCCUUCUAAGAUAAACUACACGACGAGUUGUAGAAGUUCAUCUUCCUCGACGAGUUCAUCUUCUACAAGAUUGAGAAACAAGGAUCAGCCUCUAGUCAGAGUUAACCUCCAAGCGCUUCCCUGCGGCCACGUGUUUUGCUCCAGCUGCGUAAAUGAGCAGCGCCGCGAGGUGUUGAAGCAACAGCAUGGAGAGGAGUACACAGACAAAAUGUUUGCUGCCACGCAGGGGGAGCCAGUUGGGAUAACCUGCGCGAAGUGUCGUGCGGGGUGCUACGCUGUCGGGUGCGAAGCGGUUUGCUCCUCAUCGGAAUUGCUUGCAGAGCAGACAGGAGUUGUAGAGAACAGCGAUUGGGACGACGAGUGCGCUGGUACAACUAGGGGCGAGCACGAGGAAGGUGCAGCUCCUGAGGGGCUACGAGCAGGAACAUCAAGGGACUGUACCGCGGGGCUGUCUGUCUGGCCCUGGUCUGGAUCGAAGAAAGAAACGGUACAACAUGCUGAGGCACCUCGUCCACUAGCGCCGUCUACUUCAGCAGCAGCUCUGCAAGCUGCUCAUUCCAGAAGCUCUGAUUCCUACUUGGGAGGCUUUGCCGUUGCUGCGACAAGCCGAUUCUUCCCACGAAUAAGCGUGUUCGCCGGACUGAAAAGUGGUAGGCAAGAAAAGGCGACCAGCGCGACGGCCCCCAGUUCAUCUUCACUAGAAGAGACAGACGAAAUAGUACACGACCUCGGCCCGCCGUACAUCGACACAGAGGCGGAUGAGGUACUAAGCAGUCGUGCCUUCGAAUUUAGUGAUUCCAGUCGUCGCAGUUCCGGCAGAAGUACUUACGGAACUGCCGGAGAGCCCGUUCAUCUCGCACGACAGCGCAGUGCAAGCACUGCAGCCUCGUCGAGAGAUAAUCAAGCUCAUGCUGCGACAAGAGGUUUUUUAUCUGAACAAUUGCAGCAUGAUCAUGAUCUUGCACGGCAACUAAAAGAUGGUGAGACCGACGAAGUUGAUGAAGGCUAUGUGAUGUUUGAGGAGGUGGAGGAAUCCGAGGCGGGACUACUAGAACAACAUCAACAUGAUCACGAAAGAACGUGGUUCACGAAUCAUGGGCAACAAGUAGCCCUGAACGUUCCCACCCUCGAGGAGGACCCCGCAAAGCUCGCUUGGCUAUUGAGUCUGAGAGUGAAUAUCUACACGGGCAAAGUCGAAACAGAACAGCCCGUCGUGGUGGAGCGGUGUAUCUGUCGUGCUGGGAUGAACCACGAAACAGCUGCACCGACGUCUUCCGCAUCCGCUUCUACAGCUGCGCACCAUCAAUCUGGGCCGGCGACAGGUUCUACUUAUUUCCCUGCUUCGUGCGCUGAAAUUAGGGAACCUACUUCGCUAGCACCUUUAUUUAGGCAUGAACUUACUGCGGUACGAGUCGUGGCCCCUGAUCAUGAUGAAGAAGCUGCAACUCACGCCGGGCGAGAUGGUCACACGACUAGAGGAGUUUCCAUCGGGAGAAAACCCUGGUCCAGGAUCUGGGCUAAACUUCAUUGUUCCGUUUCCCCAUCCGCUGCUGCUGCUGCUGCCGGAAUAAACAAGAAGCAGCCCUCACAAGCUGCCCUGCACGUAACGCCGCAGUGCACGGCGCAGCUCUUGAAAAGUUUGAAAGGGGUGGGACAUCGUCCGGAGGAGCGUCGCCGAUUGUUUCUGCAGGAAGCUGGAACAAGCUAGAUUUAGGUUUAAAAGAUGUUCUGGAGUGAGAUACAGUGACUGAUGGAAGAUCGCAGAAAAAAUCCUACCGGUCGAUGUUGAAGGAAGUUCGACUAAGCUACAACCGCCGACGAAUUAUAUCCUGAAAAAAGAGACCGCCGGGUCAAGAACACAUGGAACACGAAUGAUUGUUGUUGAUGCUCAGUGCAAAGGUUUCGCACAUUUUUAUCUACUUCAGAUGUUGUGACAAAGAGAAGACGGCGAGGUCGAGUUGACACACUGCAUACUUAGAAGUUGGAGCACAGUGAAAAAAGCAGGCCAUGCUGACGAGAAGGAUAUCGUCAACUGCCUAGAUAUCACUGCCACCACUUGAAUUUGUGCACGGAACUUGAGCGAAACUUUUUAGGAACUUUUUUUUGGCCUCUG
Messenger RNA from Amoebophrya sp. A120, 4886 nucleotides. Lineage: Eukaryota; Dinophyceae; Syndiniales; Amoebophryaceae. The record is from the annotation of a GenBank genome assembly.